CGUCGUCUCCUUUUUUUGUUGUUGCGCACGCAGUUACCUUCAACGUCGUUUCUAGCACGGUGCUAAAUCGAAUGUGCUUGUAUAUAUUUUUCCAUGAAGUAAAUGCUCAAAUAUUUCUAACGCCGAAACACUAACAAGCAGCGAUGUCCCUUUAUGAUGACCUCGGUGUGGGUGCCAGUGACACCAAAACCGAAGGCUGGUCCAAGAACUUCAAACUGUUGCAGUCCCAGCUGAAAGUGAAGAAAGCGGCUCUGACACAGGCCAAGACACAGCGGGUGAAGCAGGCCACUGUCCUGGCUCCUGUUAUUGAUCUGAAGAGAGGAGGCUCCAGCGAUGAUCGACAGGUCAUAGACACUCCUCCACAUGCUGCUGCUGGAUUGAAGGAUGCAGCGCCCAUUGGGUUCUCAUCCGGUGAUGUGCUAAUCCCGCUGGCAGAUGAGUAUGACCCCAUGUUUCCCAAUGACUAUGAGAAGGUGGUGAAACGACACCGUGAAGAACGGCAGCGGCAGAGAGAGCAGGAGCGGCAGAAGGAGAUUGAGGAGAGAGAAAAGAAGAGGAAGGAUAGGCACGAGGGUGGAACGCCAAGUGGUUUCUCUCGCAUUCCAACAGCAGAGGGCGAGUCGGAUGAUGAAGAGGAGUAUGAGAAAGAGCGUCGGAAACGAAGUAUGGGCGGAGCAGCCAUCGCUCCUCCUUCAUCCCUUGUGGACAGAGAUGUCGGCUCGUCGUCUUAUUCAUAUGAGGAUGAGGGUCGUCCUGCCAGAGGCUCCAAAGCAGCCAUUCCUCCCCCCAUAUAUGAGGAUACAGACCGGUCACGCUCUCCGCCUUUGCCAGCGAGCUCCUUCCUAGCCAACAUGGGAGGUACAGUGGCCCAUAAGAUCAUGCAGAAGUACGGCUUCAGAGAAGGCCAGGGCCUGGGGAAGCACGAGCAGGGUCUGAGCACGGCGCUGUCUGUGGAGAAGACCAGCAAGAGAGGCGGGAAGAUCAUUAUCGGUGACGCCGCUGAAAAACCCGGAUCGAGCCACGCAGCUGCUGCCGAGCUGCCCGGAGUACUCUCUGCAGUGGACUCUAAGAAGUCAGAGGCCAACCCGCUCACGGAAAUCCUCAACCCGACUAAAGUGGUUCUGCUCAGGAACAUGGUGGGUCGAGGAGAGGUGGAUGAAGACCUGGAGGGAGAGACAAAAGAAGAGUGUGAGAAAUACGGCAAAGUGGUUAAAUGUGUCAUAUUUGAGAUUGCAGAGGUGCCUGAUGAAGAAGCAGUCAGGAUAUUUCUGGAGUUUGAGAGGGUGGAGUCAGCCAUCAAAGCUGUGGUUGAUCUGAAUGGACGUUACUUUGGUGGGCGAGUUGUCAAGGCCUGCUUCUACAAUUUGGACAAGUUUCGGAUUUUGGACCUUGGUGAACAAGUGUGAUGUCUGGAAAAUAGAACAAAGAACAUUUAUCAUUUUCUCUUCUGUAUAUAAACCCCCUUUUUUAUAUUCCUGAGUAGAAGUGAUGUUUCUGUGUGUAGUACAAUGCAUUGUACUGUGCUUUAAAAACAGUACUCCAAGACAAAAUAAAUGAUUUAAACAAUG
Molecule: messenger RNA, 1568 nt
Organism: Thalassophryne amazonica
Lineage: Eukaryota; Metazoa; Chordata; Actinopteri; Batrachoidiformes; Batrachoididae
Gene: rbm17
Product: RNA binding motif protein 17
Biological process (GO): mRNA cis splicing, via spliceosome; alternative mRNA splicing, via spliceosome
Cellular component (GO): precatalytic spliceosome
Molecular function (GO): RNA binding
Source: RefSeq, a predicted model, not a curated record